AUGAAAUUUGAAAAAUCGACAUUUAUUCAUGGUGAAAUACCACAUUGGAAUGCCAAGUUCAUAGAAAUUUCAUUUUUGAAUAACAACAUUACAAUGAUUAUAUUUUUGCCAAAUAAAAAUAUGGAACCUGGGAAUCUGGAGUACUUGGAUAAAAAGCUUAACUUUGCAGAAUUUAAGUCAAUUAGAAAUGCAUACACAAACAAAUUUGAGCAAGAUAUGGAAUUAUAUUUACCUAAGUUUACGAGUCAAUGUCGUCAAAAUAUGACAGAAUAUUUUCAUCAGAUGGGCAUAAUUACGAUGUUCGAAGAUAAUGCGGAUUUUACACGUCUCUCAAAAAUUCCUCUAAAAGUGAACAAUAUCGUUCAAACAAUUUCCGUAACAAUUAACGAAGAAAGUUUGGAAGUUCCGAAUGUUGACAGAAACGAAGUAAGAAAACUGGUUAUCAAAUCCUUUACUAUCAAAUAUGAUACAAGCAGCGAUAGGUGUCAAAAGUAUACAUGUAACUACAUUCCGUCUCAGAGACAAAAUCUCUGUCAAUGA
This is a messenger RNA of Formica exsecta, 540 nucleotides long. Its product is annotated as serpin B6-like. Gene Ontology annotation, molecular function: serine-type endopeptidase inhibitor activity. The record is from RefSeq and is a predicted model, not a curated record. NCBI's taxonomy places the organism in Eukaryota, Metazoa, Arthropoda, Insecta, Hymenoptera, Formicidae. The transcript has 5 exons. Bases 1 to 540 code for a protein of 179 amino acids.